Cladocopium goreaui is the source of this 1050-nucleotide messenger RNA. NCBI's taxonomy places the organism in Eukaryota, Dinophyceae, Suessiales, Symbiodiniaceae. The record is from the annotation of a GenBank genome assembly.
UGAGCCCCCUCUUUAUCGUCUUUAAAUGUCUUUUCACCGAUCCCUCAGCUAUGCGGAUUGAUGAUUAGCGCCAGAUGCAUCGGGCAGGUACCAGGUAUGGCAGGUAUGGCUUGGCAGCUUGGGCUGUGAUCCUCCUAUGUCGCCUCGAUGCGUGGCGCUUCUUGCUGCUGGAAUUUGACGAGGUGACCCUUGAUGCAAACCUUCAAAGGCGUGCGGUGCUGCCGUUUGCAGAUCCGCGAGUGAAGAGGCUGGAGUCAUUGCUGCUUCACUCCACGGGGGAGGACAAGUUUAAUUUCACCUGUGGCGUGGUCGAUGAGGGCAUUGGUGAUGCAGAGGUGACGCUUCAGUGGGAGGCUGACGUGGAUCGCGCAAAGAAGCCGCCUGGAGGUCGCGGACGCAGGCCAAAGCCCAAGUCUGUGGAGGUGUUGUUCACCUCGCCCCUGCGCGACUCCGGUCUUCCCAGGCCGCGGAAGCAUUUGUUGCUGGCCAUCCCGCGGCCCUCGCAGCUGGAACGUUUGCUGCCGCGAGUUGCUCAGAUGGGCGUGGGACACCUGAUCCUUUGUGGUGCUUCCAAAGUGGACGCCAACUACUUCAGGAGCCACGUCAUGGAGCUGCAGUACCUGCGGAAGUUCCUGGGCCUGGGACUCGCAGGGGCUGAGGACCCGAUGAUGCCGAAGAUCACGGUGGAAGCGGAUCUGCAGGAGCUUUUGGAAGGCAAAAGACUUCAGCAGAUCAUCCCAGGUGCUGUAUCCCGUGUUGUGGCACAUCCAACGCCAUUGAGUGAUGGGGCACUGUUUUUUACAUUAUCGCCGGAUUCAUCGCCGACUACGCAGGUUCUGAUGGCAAUUGGUCCUGAAGCAGGCUGGGAAGAGUCAGAACUCGAGAUGUUUGCUGCUGCAGAUUUCCAUGCGGUUUCUUUGGGCCCCCGCGUCUUGCGCUCGGAAGUGGCCACUGUGGCAGCACUGGCCCUGGCAGAGCAAAUGCUGAUUCAACCAGCUUUGCGGUGAUUGCUUAGUGAGGUAGAGCCAAAGUGCCUCAGGUGCAGGAAAA